GCUCUUUCUAGUCCUCACGCGCGGAGCCGUGUCGCGAGCUGCCGGCGGCGAUGGCUCCGCGGGUGUGGCGUCGGCGGACCCUGCAGCGCUGUGUGGAGGAGGUCAGCAAGGCCACCGGCCGGCCCGAGCGCUUCCUCACGAUUCAAGAUGAAUUGGCGUCCAACUUCAUUUCUUUAACCAAAGUACUUUAUGACUUCAAUAAAACGCUAGAGAAAGGUGGGACCCAUGGGAGUCCUUUACAGAAGCUGGUGAUAAAUAAAUUUGAUGAUGAGCAGAUUUGGCAACAGUUGGAACUGCAGAAUGAACCGAUUUUACAAUACUUCCAAAAUGCAGUUAGUACAGCAGUUAAAGACGAAGACAUCAGUCUUUUCCCAGAGAACGAGGCCCAGCAGGGUGAGGAGGCUGGCUCGGAGGGGGAGUCCGAUGGCUCGGAGGGGGAGGCCGAUGGCUCAGAGAGGGAGGUCGAUGGCCCAGAGGAGACAGCACAAGCUCUGGAGGAGGAGGAAACGUCCGACCUGAGCGGUGAUGAUCCUGAAGGAGAUGAGAAAGCUAACAGCCCCGGCAGACUUGACCUGAGGAGAAGCCCGGACUUCAGUGAUGAGGAUUCGGAUCGUGACUUUGACAUCAGCAAGUUGGAACAGGAGAGCAGGGUGCAAAACAGAGGGCCUGGGAAGCCGAGAGAGAAGUCCGAAGUCGACGAUAGAUUCUUCAAGCUAGCUGAAAUGGAGGCUUUUUUAGAAAAAGUAGAAAAAGAAGAAGAACAAAAUGAUGAUGAAGAGGAGGAAGAAGAUAUUGAUCUUUUUGAAGAUGUUGAUUCCGAUGAAGAUGAGGGAGGGCUGUUUGGAAAUCAGAAACCUAAGUCAGCUAAAAGUUCCAGAAACCUGAAAUACAAAGAUUUCUUUGAUCCAGUGGAAACCGCUGGGGAGGUACCAAGUGUUAAUGAUGGUGAGCUGGAUUCAGACAUGGAAGAGGAAGAAAUUGCUGAGGAGGAAAUAGCAGAAGGAAGCAUUUCUGAAACGGAUGAAGAUAAUGACCUUGAAAGUGAAGAUGGUAACCAAAAGGAAAUCUCGAAAAGAGUGACCUUUGCUUUGCCAGAUGAUGAGGAAACUGAAGAUACAGACGUUUUAAAUGUAAAAACAGAUUCAGAGGAAGUUAAAUCUUCUUUUGAAAAAAGACAGGAGAAGAUGAAUGAAAAGAUUGCAUCUUUAGAAAAAGAGUUGUUGGAAAAGAAGCCGUGGCAGCUCCAGGGGGAAGUGACGGCACAGAAGCGACCGGAGAACAGCCUCUUGGAGGAGACCCUGCACUUCGACCAUGCUGUCCGGAUGGCACCUGUGAUUACAGAGGAAACCACCCUUCAACUAGAAGAUAUCAUUAAGCAGAGGAUAAGAGAUAAGGCUUGGGAUGAUGUGGUAAGGAAAGAAAAACCCAAGGAGGAUGUGUAUGAGUAUAAAAAGCGCUUAACGUUAGACCACGAAAAGAGUAAAUUGAGCCUGGCUGAAAUUUAUGAACAGGAAUACAUCAAGCUCAACCAGCAAAAAGCAGAAGAAGAAGAAAAUCCAGAGCAUGUAGAAAUUCAGAAGAUGAUGGAUGCCCUCUUCUUAAAGCUGGAUGCUCUGUCAAACUUCCACUUCAUCCCUAAACCGCCUGCACCAGAGAUCAAAGUUGUGUCAAACCUGCCAGCCAUCACUAUGGAGGAAGUAGCCCCCGUGAGUGUUAGUGAUGCAGCCCUCCUGGCCCCAGAGGAAAUCAAGGAGAAAAAUAAAGCUGGAGAUAUAAAAACAGCUGCCGAGAAAACAGCUACAGACAAGAAGCGAGAACGGAGGAAAAAGAAAUAUCAGAAACGCUUGAAAAUAAAAGAGAGGGAGAAGCGGAGAAAACAACUUGAAAAGAGCAACCCAGACCAAGGAGGAAAAUACACCAAAGCCAGAGCUUCGGAGACCUUGAAACAUCUAACCAAAACCGGCAGAGCUUCCUUGUUAAAGGAUGAAGGGAAAGACAAAGCCUUAAAGUCAUCUCAAGCAUUCUUUUCUAAAUUACAAGAUCAAGUGAAGAUGCAAAUCAGUGAUGCAAAGAAGACAGAAAAGAAAAAGAAAAAAAGACAAGAUAUUUCUGUUCAGAAAUUGAAACUGUAAUAUAUUUUGAAAAUAAUGUAAAUAUUAACGUGAAAGCUUCUACCCAUUUGCUGCCACUGUUCUGUUUAUAAUAAAAUGUUUGAGACUUUCUUUG
This is a messenger RNA of Lepus europaeus (European hare), 2226 nucleotides long. RefSeq names its product M-phase phosphoprotein 10 (gene MPHOSPH10). The transcript is spliced from 11 exons. The record is from RefSeq and is a predicted model, not a curated record. Gene Ontology annotation, cellular component: sno(s)RNA-containing ribonucleoprotein complex; Mpp10 complex; nucleus. Bases 51 to 2132 code for a protein of 693 amino acids. Gene Ontology annotation, biological process: rRNA processing. NCBI's taxonomy places the organism in Eukaryota, Metazoa, Chordata, Mammalia, Lagomorpha, Leporidae.